Molecule: messenger RNA, 1045 nt
Organism: Cajanus cajan (pigeon pea)
Lineage: Eukaryota; Viridiplantae; Streptophyta; Magnoliopsida; Fabales; Fabaceae
Source: RefSeq, a predicted model, not a curated record
UCUUAAGAGGGUAGCUUACUUCAGACUGUGGACAUGUUUGCCAAUUUUAGCUGCUUGCACCAUGCUUUGGGACUCAUCUGAUUUACUGCUCAAAUUCUUUUUCUUAAUGGAACUUGUUUUUGUUUUGAAGCUUCUAAAAGAGUUCCCAAGAGAUCUGGUUUCUCUAAAGAGAGCACAAGUCAUAUGCUUCUACAUGGGCCUGCCUGGUCUUUCUUUAUCUCUUGUUCAACAGGUUCUACCUCAAAAUGAAGGAGAAAAUUACAUAUAUGGCAUGCUUGCUUUCCCUUUAUUGGAGCUUGGACGAAUGGAGGAUGCUGAGAAAGCUGCCAGAAGGGGAUUUGAAAUCAAUAAGCAAGACAUCUGGGCACAGCAUGCUUUAUGUCAUGUUCUUCAGUAUAAUUGCUUUUUUAAAGAAGCUGUUAAGUUCGUGGAAGAAUGUUCAUCAUCAUGGGGUUCUUCUUCAUCUUUUAUGUUGACACACAAUUGGUGGCAUGCAGCACUUUGUUAUUUAGAAGGUAAUGCUCCAAGGCAAAGAGUACUUGAGAUAUAUGACAAUUAUAUAUGGAAGGAGCUAGACAAAAAUGAUUCUGUGACUGCAGAGGUUUACUUAAAUGCUGCGGGUCUGCUUUUGCGGUUUUAUGUACGUGGUGAAUUGGAUAUUGUUGGUGAUCGUCUCAAGAUACUUGCAGAAUGCUUAACUAAUCAAGUAAAAGCGUUGAAGGCCAUCGAAGUGUUAGAGAAGCAAAUCAAGAAGAGAGAUGGCGUCCCCUUCUUAUGGCGUCUACUAGAGAGGGGAUACAAACUAGCUAACAAGCCAGAAGAAGCAAUCGCGAAGGAGAAGGCCACGGCUUUGGAGACUCGUUAUUUUAAUUGAGGGAAAUGGAAUAAUCAUAGAACCAAGUUCAUCUUUAAUAUGUACCCGUUGUUACCAACGCAAAAUCCAAUCCUUCAUUGGGUUGUAAAAUUGCGGACAAAAUAAAUGUAACACAAAUAAACGUUGCCUUCCGUUCCAGACUCCCUAUGCAUGGUCGUUGUUGUUUGUGCA